Molecule: messenger RNA, 7183 nt
Organism: Uranotaenia lowii
Lineage: Eukaryota; Metazoa; Arthropoda; Insecta; Diptera; Culicidae
Gene: Syp
Product: heterogeneous nuclear ribonucleoprotein Q
Exons: 12
Coding region: 1583-3523 (646 amino acids)
Cellular component (GO): ribonucleoprotein complex; nucleus
Molecular function (GO): mRNA binding
Source: RefSeq, a predicted model, not a curated record
GCUUGGACCGGUGCACUAGUAAAGCUAAGCGCGGACGAUCAAGAACGUCGUCGUCGUUCGUCUUCAUCGUCUCUCGGUCUCGGUUAUUUGGAACCCGGAGUUGCUCCCACAGAGUUGUUCUCGACCGUCGUAGAGGAGAGAGCCACGUCGCCGUUUGCAUUGCAGCCGAUAUCCUUAGAAGAAGUAAUCGUCGGUGGUAGAACCACAAAACCAGAGUGAGGAUUUUUUCAUUGGUUUGGUUCGGGGCUCCCUGUUCGCGGUCGGUGAUUUCGGAGUUAUCGUUUGAGAAAAUUAUUUGUAAAAAAAGUGCUGAAACUGGAGGCGAAUUAUCCUAGAAGAAAAGUUUGACUGACUGUGAUUUUUUCUAUCGCUUUACUCACAACAUUUUUUUCUACAAAAGCUAGAUGUAACAUACUGUGUGUGAAAUGUGACUACCCUUGUGAAAUCGGUGAUUUUUUGUCUCUGAAGCAAGGAGGAAUUGAAGCAGCUGGAAGAACCAGAACAGAUUGGGUGAUUUCAUCGACAUAACUAAGUUAAAGUUUCUAGUUACUAGUGCCUAGUUUAAGUAUUGUUAGCUAAGGCAGAAAAAAAGUGUGUGCGAGCAUUUUGGAUAUUUAGAUGUAGUUUCAUUUUUUCUACUACCAUUACUAUUUAUUCGUUUAAGACCCCCGUAAGUGUUAAGGCAAAAAGAUACCGCAAACUAAGUGAAAAAGUUGUGCAAGUGCAGGAAUGAUUAAACAAAGAAAAAUCAAUCACCCUUGACUCGCACUUUACAGAAGUUGAUCAUUGGAAGAAGUCCAGCUUUGUUUGCCGAUUAUUCAUCAAGAAAAAAAAAAACAAAGUGCAGUGCUGAAACGAAUGGUGCUCGGCAGGAAUUAUUAGUCUAGUGUGGUAACAAAAAAGCAUUUGGAACACAAACGCGCAUUUAUUGUGACAAAACUACCACAAGUGCUCAGUUAUUGAAAAAAAAAACAUAAGACAUCCCCCCAUCCCCAUCGACAUAGUUUGUGCAUUCUUGGAUGGAAAUAAUCAUCCAAUCAACGUUCCAACUUCCGGAUACGGCUUAGUUUUGGAUUUCAUUUAUAUCAAUGUCGUCAACGACGCCCAGUCGUUACACCUUUCAUACGAAAAAAAUUGGCAUUGGAUUAAAAACUCAAAAAUCCCAUCGAAAAGUUAAGUAACCCGGUAGAACGUCGGAAACUCAACUACCAGGAACAAAUAAUAAUCACCGAAGCAGCUGGACAGAUUCUACCUACAAUACAUCAUCAUAUUCUACGAAGAUCAAACACCCCGGGAAGAUUUCGAGCUAGAUUUUCACAAUCGGAACUGAUCCAGCUUAAACAAAAAGUAAAAAAUUUCAAAAAAAAAAACAAGCAACACAAAAACUGAAUUUGAACAGACAUCGUUGGAACACCCCGUAACCCUGUCAAGUUUGUAGCAACGUAUCAAACUUCGUGGACCUUACAGCGGGAUAACCAAAACACAGCCACAACCGGAAACAUUCGAGCGCCCCGGGGAAAGGAACGAGACAGUACUAGCAUCUUUUGCAACUGGGACAGCAGCAGAUAAAACACUCGAAGAAAUGGCUGAAGGAAAUGGAGAACUUGUCGAGGAUAUGACACACCAAAAGAUGGAGGGAGCUGGCGAUGGCGAGCGAACAGAAGAUUACUCCAAACUGUUAGAGUAUGGACUGGAUAAGAAGGUGGCAGGCAAAUUGGAUGACAUCUACAAAACCGGCAAACUUGCUCACACCGAACUGGACGAGCGAGCACUCGAUGCCCUGAAAGAGUUCCCCGUAGAUGGUGCCUUGAACGUUCUGAGCCAGUUCCUAGAAUCCAACCUCGAGCAUGUAUCAAACAAAUCGGCCUACCUGUGUGGGGUGAUGAAAACCUACCGUCAGAAAAGCAGAGCCACCCAACAAGGACUCCCCACACCUGCAAUAACAGUACAAGCAAAAGGCCCGGACGAAGCAAAGAUCAAGGCAAUCCUAGAACGCACAGGUUAUACCCUCGAUGUCACGACAGGACAACGAAAGUAUGGCGGUCCACCUCCAAACUGGGAACACAGUCCACCGGGCAAUGGGUGCGAGGUGUUUUGCGGUAAGAUCCCCAAAGACAUGUUCGAAGACGAGUUGAUACCGCUCUUCGAGAAAUGUGGUAAAAUUUGGGACCUGCGCCUGAUGAUGGAUCCAAUGACAGGGACGAAUCGAGGCUACGCAUUUGUCACAUUCACCUCCCGAGAUGCCGCCUGUAAUGCAGUUCGAGAGCUAAAUGAUUUUGAAAUUCGGAAAGGCAAAAAGAUUGGUGUUACGAUAUCAUUUAACAAUCACCGGCUCUUUGUCGGCAAUAUUCCUAAAAAUAGGGACCGCGAUGAGUUGUUAGAGGAAUUUGCGAAAUAUGCACCCGGCCUAAACGAAGUGAUAAUCUACAGCUCUCCGGACGAUAAGAAGAAGAAUCGUGGUUUUUGCUUCCUGGAAUACGAAUCACACAAGGCAGCGUCGUUGGCGAAGCGACGGCUCGGAACCGGAAGGAUAAAGCAGGUGUGGGGUUGUGAUAUCAUAGUGGACUGGGCGGAUCCCCAGGAAGAACCGGACGAAGUGACGAUGAGCAAGGUGAAAGUAUUAUACGUGCGAAACUUGACACAGGACACUAGUGAGGAGAAGUUAAAGGAGUGUUUUGAGCAGUUUGGCAAAGUGGAAAGGGUGAAGAAAAUCAAGGAUUACGCGUUUGUGCACUUUGAGGAUCGUGAUCAUGCCGUGAACGCAAUGAAAGACCUGGACGGGAAGUUGGUCAGCGGUUCAAAUAUCGAGAGUCCUCCUUUGCAGGUGUCUUUAGCAAAACCCCCAUCCGACAAGAAAAAGAAGGAGGAAAUAUUGCGAGCCCGGGAGAGGCGUAUGAACCAAUUUCUGCAGAGCAAAAUGGGCAUCGUUGGCGACUUUGUUCCUCCAUACAGCAUGUCUCCUCAGCAUGCCGGCAUGAUGUCUGGUCCACUGCCACCGAUGCGAGUUCCUAGUGGCGCUGGAGGAUUUCGUGGAGCUCCAAUGCGAGGUCCGAUGAAUCGCGGUGAUUACGAUAUCGACUACGAUUAUUACGGUUUUGCGGAUUAUCCGCAUCGGGGCCCCAGAGCUGGUUCUAGCAAUUUUAGUGAUACACCGUUCUAUGACGAUUACUAUCGGGGAGGUUUCGGGGAUGAUUACUACUUCGAUUACCACCACCCCCAUCACCACCAUCAUCAUCACCAAUCGUCGAAUGCAGCAACGACAGCAGCAGCGGCAGCCGCAGCAGCAGCCGCGGCGGCAGCAGCUGCAGUGGCCGGAACAUCCGGUGGCCCAAGUGGCAGCGGAAGUGCUGGUGGAGGCACCUCGGGCGGAAGUGGAGUCACUGGGGGGUCACUGCACCAUCAUCACUCGUACCACCAUCAUCACCAUCAUCAUCCGACGGCAAAUGCAGCUGCGGCCCUGGCAGCGGCAGCUCUGGCUGGCAGGAGUAGCAUUGUGGGCUCGAAGAUGAGAAAACUUGUUUGAGAACAUAAGGUGUCAUCUAUGAAAAAAAUUAGUUUUUCUUGAUUUGGUUGUUACGUUUUUUCAAUUGCUUUUUGUUUGCUGUAUUAUUUAUAUUUAGCUUUAAUUUAUCCUUGAUUUGUUGAAUGAUGCGACCAAGGCAGUUGUGAAAUUGCGUUUCUAUUUUAAAGUUCUUAAUUCAAAAAUUCAUCUCAAAUCUUGAAGAUAAUUCAUUCAACAAAACCAACUUAACCAGAUAAUAACCCUAUACUGAAUCACUGCUUAUUAGAUCAUUUCCUUGCUUUGUUCUCAUAACAAAAUUCGCUUUAAAUUUACGGCUAUAUGUUUAUGCUUUUUGCUUUUAGUUUUAGUAUUUUAGUUUGCUUAUUAAGCUUUCGAAAUCAGAAUCCACCACUCGGCUCGCGAUUUCGUGUUCGCAUUUAUCAACCAUCUGGCCGCGCGAUGUACUUGUUUCCAACUGUAAAUCACAAUUCGGACCAGAUUGCAGUGUUAAUCUUGAAAUUUAGGUGUACCUAAAUAUGAUUUAUUUUUCUAUAUUUAAAAAAAAACUAGGAUCAGUUUUAGUUUAAGAUAUCAUUGUAGUUUUAAUCAGAAGAAACCUUGUAGGAACACGAUUUUUCGUAUUCUUUGGCAUGUUUUGAGUGAAUUUCAAAAACCUUUUUUGAAAACUAUUUAUUCAAAUCAUCAAAAAUCUUUACAAUGACAAAUUUUUUCCUAGUGCGAGAAAUCUUGAAUUUAAACAAGGUUGCCAAAAAAAAUCUGUGUUUUUGCGAAAAAAAAUGAUUUGCUGUGAUUUCACCAAGGCUGUAAUGUUUAGUCAUUUUGUUUCGAUCCUGACCAACAUUAAGUAGUCAAUGUCAUCGAAAGAAUAUCAAAGUCGUCUACGAAUUGAAUGACCAAGGUAGGAUGUCAGUCAGGCAGGGAUGUCAAUUAUUCAUGACAUUGUUGUUCUCCACUAGCAUCGCACACACUGUCAUCUUUCUAUUUCAUUUUCUGGUUCUGUUAAAAAAGUUUAACGUUAUAUGCAACGCAACAGUUGUCAAAAUGUUAUCCGUCACCUUAAGAAGAAAAAUUCGUAGCAAGCAAAAUGCUAUUCAUUCAACUUGGUCAUGACAUUGUAAGCUUUCGUCGCUGACCAAAAAUCAGUAUCGCAUGACAUAGACAUGUAAAGCAGUAUCAAAGUCGAUUGAUAUUGGCUGUCUGACACUGAAUAUUCGCAGCCCUGGAUUUUACCCAAAACUUCUGUGAUGAUUUUCUGCGAUGCUAUUUCCUUUAAUUUCAUUGAAAUUCAUGACUUAUUGGGUGUUUUUUACAUUAAAGUUGAGAUAAAUCCAUUAGCACCGCAAUUUCAUCAACUGUAGGUUUGUGUCUUAACUGCUGAGUUCGCGAUUGGUACACCCUAGUCAUGGCACUAGCAUUCAAAAAUUACUCCACGUGUUCUAAUGACACCUAGAAAAAUAUAUAGAAAUUUCAUUUUCUACCAAGCAUUUUCAGCCUGCUUCAAUUUUUAUGCGUGCAAAAGUAUAAGUUGCUAUGGUGUUCAAUUUGUGUUUUGUUUUCUUUCGAACGAAAUAGGUCCCGAUGGUUGAAAUGUACUAGAUACAUUGAGCGUUCAAAAUUGCGGAACAAAAUUGGAAACAUACUUACAAAUGAAAAUCAACUCUUCAUAUUUAAAAAAAAAAAAUUGAUUCCAAUCAUUAGGAUAGUAAAAUCAAUAACAGAGUUGAAAUUACAAUUUAAUUUUUUUUAAGAAUUGCUUUUAGCAAAUGUAUAAAUGCCGUAGGUUUGAAGAUUUUCAAACACGAAAAUGUUCAUAAUCUUAUUGAGAUAAAAAAUCGCAGUUCUUAAUAAAACGAUCUUCUGGUGAACGAUCAAAGCUAAACAUUUCAUUAUAGAGUAAAUUCUUUAGAUCAUCUGAAUUUUCCUCAAUUUUCCCCUUUGGCUAAAAUUUUCAAAAGUUCAGAACACGCUUUUUCAAUUAAAAUGAAAUGAUCCGAUACAUUGAAACUAAAAUUUAAACUAACUGAGAUACAUAACUCUUCAUGAAAAGUAUUUACGAAUUAUCAAUUAAAUGAUUUUCGAAAAGUUGAAAUUUGGUUAUUGAAAUCAUCACAUGAUCGGGAAACGAAGCUUCGAGAAUGAUGAGUUAGUUGGCGCCAGGAGUUCUGGGUGAUCAAUAAAUCUUUCCUCCACAGGAGGAAAUAUAUCAGCUUAUCAGUGCGAUUAGAGCAAGGUCACUGGUGUUGGGAAAAAGUGGUAGAAAUUUUGACACUUACGGCAAAUUUUGAAAAUUUUGCCAUGCAAAAACCUUUUCAAGAUCUGUGGCCUUCUAGUUUUUUUGCAACACGUGUUGUAUUUUCGCAUGCCGUGAUGCAAAAAUAGUAAUAUUUCUAUCACAUACGGCUGAAAUAGAAACAGUGUUACAAAAAAAUACAACGCCCCAAGAUCUUGAAAACAUUUUUGUAUGGUAUAAUUUUCAAAAUGUCAAAAUUUCUACCACUUUUUCCUAACACCAGUGAACUUGCUCGUAGCAUUAUCAAUCUUAAAAUCUAAAUUUUAUAUUGGAAUAAAAAAUUACAACUUUGGAAAUACUUUCAAAAUUACAAAAUUCUGUGAAAUCUAUGAAUUGCCCAAAAUUUUGUGAAAUUAUAGGUUUAUCAGUGAUUUCGGCAACAUUGGUGCUAACUCAUAUUAUCCUGCGUCCUUUGUAAACAAUUUUUGUAAUUUUACACUCAGCCUCAGAAAGCCACACCCAAAUAGUAAAUAAUUUUUUUCUUUAUCUUCAAGUAAAAGUUUCAUAAGUUAUUAUGGCAGUAUUUCUGGAAAACUUACCCUUAGGGAUGAAACGGCACUGAUUUCGAAACUGUUUGCUUUUGUGUAGAAUCGUCCCUAACAUGAAUUCUCCCAACAUAUUAACAUUUCGUUGCAUCAUAGUCAUUGUUAUGAAAAGAAAAAAACUAAUCCUAACCCAAACUUGCUCAUUUGGCUUUCCGUUGAAAAAAGCUUACGAAAUCCAAAAUCGGUUUUCAAUUUCCUCAAACAAUGGGACAUUACUUUUGUGCGAGAGCACUCAAACGGCCAAGUAAAGAGAACUUGAAGGUUUCACUGAUUAGAUUUACAAUGAAUCAAUCAGAUUAGUUAUUAUUAGGUUAUAAAUUUAAGUCAAUCUAUGUUGUUCGAAGUGAUAGGCUUUUUGUCCUUUUUUCCUUUCAAAGCGUUAUUCGUUUUUCUUCUGUUCUUAUGUUUUUUUCUUUUAUUUUCAUUUCUAUUGUUUCAUGGAUACAUGCGUUUCCAUUUCGAUGUGCAUUACAUGAACGCACAUGCGCAUAAAAUGUGGAAACAAAACAAAAAUAUAAUGUCGACAAAUACACGAACUCCUGCCACCGAUUUCUGAACCCACAAAACGAUUCGAUUCGUUUGUUUGUAAUGCCAAUUCGAUCAACUGCAUUCGGACAAAUGUAAAAAAAAAACCAAAAUGAAAAUGGAACGACCUUACCGGUCCUUUUCAAAUUUACCUCGCUCAAUUGGUAACAAUCGCGUGCCAUUUGCUACCGAAUGUUAAAAACAUUGACGUUGGAUAACGCGAUCCCCACCCACCCAUCAACAACACGCACAUGUCAAUUGAAACGUCAAAAAUUAAAAAAAAAAAAAACAAAUAAAAAA